Parasteatoda tepidariorum (common house spider) is the source of this 3299-nucleotide messenger RNA. Its product is annotated as SRSF protein kinase 3. Gene Ontology annotation, molecular function: protein serine/threonine kinase activity; ATP binding. Gene Ontology annotation, biological process: spliceosomal complex assembly; peptidyl-serine phosphorylation; regulation of mRNA processing. Lineage: Eukaryota; Metazoa; Arthropoda; Arachnida; Araneae; Theridiidae. Gene Ontology annotation, cellular component: nucleus; cytoplasm. The record is from RefSeq and is a predicted model, not a curated record.
AUUCGUAAUGGCAACUAACUAACGUAGCUUUUGUUUGUAAGGUUUGUUGAUAGCGCCGUAGUUUUUUUUUUCAAUAAUAUAUUUAUAUAUUUUAAUCGAAAGUUGAAAUUGUUUUAUUAAUUUUUUCUAACUAGUAUGAAUUCUGAUGUAAAUCGGAAAGUCAUGGCCAUUCAGGCUAAGAAAAAGCGAUCUAAAGGACCAAAAUCUAAGUUGAAAAGUCGACCAGAAGUCACUGAGUCACGAAAAGCAUCUAAUGUUCGACUAAGUGAUUCAGAAUUGCAUUUUGAAGAUGAAGAGGAUGAAGAAAUUUUAGGUUCAGAUGAUGAUGAGCAGGAAGAUCCUCGUGACUAUUGUAAAGGUGGUUAUCACCCAGUGAAAAUUGGGGAUUUGUUUCAUAGUCGCUAUCAUGUGAUUCGCAAACUUGGAUGGGGUCAUUUUUCUACAGUUUGGCUUUGUUGGGAUUUAGUGGGCAAGCGAUUUGUUGCUUUAAAAGUUGUAAAAAGUGCAUCACAUUAUACUGAAACAGCUCUUGAUGAAAUUAAACUUCUCCGAUCUGUUAGAGAUACAGAUCCGAAUAAUUGCUACAGAGAAAAAGUUGUACAAUUACUUGAUGAUUUUAAAAUAUCGGGUGUGAAUGGAACACAUGUUUGCAUGGUAUUUGAGGUGUUGGGUCAUAAUUUAUUAAAGCUUAUCAUUCGAUCUAACUACCAAGGAAUACCAUUAUCAAAUGUGAAGUUAAUCAUUAGACAGGUGCUUGAAGGUUUAGAUUACUUGCAUCGAUAUUGUAAGAUAAUCCAUACAGAUAUUAAACCUGAAAAUAUCCUAAUAGCUGUAGAUGAAACAUAUGUGAGAAAACUAGCAUAUGAAGCAACUCAGUGGCAAAAAUUGGGUCUCAGGCUUCCUGGUUCUUUAGUGAGUACAGCUCCUAAAGAGUUUAGAGGUCCUAACCCAAAUAUUAAAAUGUCUAAAAAUAAAAAGAAGAAAAUGCGCAAAAAAGCUAAGCGGCAACAAGAGCUAUUGGAAAUGCAAAUGCAACAACUUGAAGAAUUAGAAAUGGAGGAAAAUUUAAACCAGGAAAGACCAGGUGAUUGUGAUAAUGCAGAAGAUGAUUCCGAAACAAUCGACAAUGAGAGAUGCAAUGGCAGCUCAGAUGACAAUUGUGGUGGACAAAGCAUCUGCAUCACUAAAUCAUCAUAUGGGCAUUCACCUAGUACAUCUGUUUCCCCUUCAAAAGAAGAAUAUUGUGAAAAUGUGCCUAGAAUUGGGAGUGUGGAAAGACCAAGACUAUCAGUUUCUGCCGAAGGUCUGUGCAAUGGUCAUGAAGAUAAUGUAGAUGAUUCUUAUUUAUCAUCAAGGGGCAGGCUUGAAAGGUCUGAAAGUACACUUGCUCCUUCUUCUCAUCAAAAAUCUAAAGAGCCGGAAAUAAGAAGAGUUGCUUCUUGUCCUGAAAACGACAAACCGAUGGACCAUAAGCCUGAUCCAGUUCAUGAAGUUUGUGAUAUAUCUGUAAAAAUAGCUGAUUUGGGCAAUGCGUGUUGGGUUCAUCACCAUUUCACAGAAGAUAUUCAAACUAGACAAUAUAGGUGCUUAGAAGUUUUGUUAGGUGCCGGGUAUGGACCACCUGCAGAUAUUUGGAGUACCGCUUGUAUGGCAUUUGAGCUAGCAACUGGUGAUUACCUGUUUGAACCUCAUUCUGGUGAAGAUUACUCCAGAGAUGAAGAUCACUUAGCACAUAUAAUUGAACUUUUAGGUGAUAUACCAAAGUAUAUUUCAUUUUCUGGGAAAUAUUCUCGUGACUUCUUUCGUAAAAACGGUGAACUGCGACAUAUUACAAAACUGAAGCCUUGGGGUCUGUAUGCAGUGCUAGUUGAAAAAUAUGAAUGGGAUGCCGGUGAAGCGCAGGCGUUCACUGACUUUUUACUUCCUAUGUUAGCUUUUGAUCCAGCUGACCGUGCUAAAGCUUCAGACUGCUUAAAGCAUCCGUGGUUAGUUUCAUGACUGAAAAUAAAUUUAAUUUAGCUCCUUUUACCUCUUAAGAAACACCAAGAACUCAUGACAGUCAUGCAUUUUCUUGGAAAUAAAUCCAGCUAAAUCAUUUGUACAUGUUUUGUCAUAGCUCUUCUUAAUUUUUGAAGCAAUAAAAGAAAAAAAAAUCUAGAUCUGGAUGCAUUAAUCUGUCAUCUUAGGUGGUCACAGUUAAAUAAAAUUAACCAACUGUGAAAUGAGCUGCUUGAUCUCUACUAUCAAAGAACUUAUAAGUAGGAGUGAAAAAAAAUGACAUUUACAAGAAUAUUAUCUGCCUUUGCAGUAAUGUUAACUUUUUUACGAUUCUAUUCCCUUUUUUUUUUGUCGUUUGUAAAUGUUAUAUGUUUAUUUAUUCGUUAUUGAAUGAUAAUGUGAUCUUUGUAACAUAUGCAUACUCAUCAAAGUGGGUGUUUACCUUAGCUGAAAAUAUUCUUUUAAUGGAAAAUUUUUUUAAUGUCUUUAUUUAUCAUUAUAUAUUUAACUAAAAAUAUUGCAUUUACAUCCUGACUGCAUGAAUUAAAUUUUUGCUUACUUAUAUUUUAACGUAAUCCUCUAAUAUUAUAGCAAUUAGUGCAUUUGUCUAUGUCAUUUGGAUGAACUAAAAAGUAUUUACAAUAUGAAUUAAUGACGCGAGGCUAUUUAAUCAUAGUGCAAUAGUCAGCAUUGUCUUACAGUAAGGUAAAGUUCAGUUUUUCAAAUCAAGUUUCAACUUAUAAAAUUCAUUAAAAUAAAUGUUUGUGAAAAUAAAUUAAUCAGAUUUUUUGAAAUCGUAAACAAAUCGCUAGUGUGCCUAAAAUCGUUGUGAUAGACAGAAUUUGUUUGUUUGCACUUGUAAGUUUUACAAAAUUCAAGACAUUGAUGAAAAUAGACCAACCACUUCAUAGGUCUCAGUUUCACUAAUGAUUUAACAUCUAGCAUAUGUUAUUGUGCUGGUGUCUGUCUUGAGUAAAAAUGUGCAGAUAUAUUUGUACUAUAUACUGGCAUAACAUUUGAUUUUAAUUUUGUACAAAAUAAAGUUCAUGUAAAUGGAUUUUUCUUUCUGUCAUUAGUUAAAUUUUCCUCCUUUAUAUGUCUUGUCUAAAAUAAUGACAUCUUUGUUAAUUUAAAAGUUGAAAAUUCUCUUUUCUGAUUCCCCGUGACCUGUUGUAAAAAAAAAUAAAUUAAGAGAGUUCUAUUUGUACUCAAGGUUUGUUUAAUAAAGUAAUGUAGCUUUAAAGUAUGAUGUAACAUUGAUUUAGAAUUAUGGAUUCAAUAAAAAGGGGAAUUCAACACUA